Molecule: messenger RNA, 1686 nt
Organism: Symbiodinium natans
Lineage: Eukaryota; Dinophyceae; Suessiales; Symbiodiniaceae
Source: the annotation of a GenBank genome assembly
AUGGAGGCGGAGAAGCUGCUGGACGUGGAAAGCGCGGAAAGCCAGGGACCAGCAGCUCGCCGACCAUGGAUGCCUCGACUGGCCACAUGUGUGGCCGCAUUGGCUACAAUGGCUACUCUUGCCUUUGUCCUUUAUCUUGGAGCCCAGCAUGGCACGGUUUCAGGGGACGUGCAGCGGCUGCAGCGUAAGUGGUGGACUCCUUGGCAGAAGCCUGCGGACGUGGUGCUGGGCAUUGACAUGGGGACCAGUGGCAGCUAUAUGGCCGUCUACAAGGAUGAGAAGGUUGAAAUCAUCAAAAACAACGACAAGCCAUUGACGCCGAGCUAUGUGAGCUUUGCCGGCAAGGACCCGCUCGUCGGCGAGGCCGCAAGGGACAAGGUCAAGGAAUCUCCAACACAGAGCCUGUACAACGUGAAGCGCUUGAUGGGUCGUGACUUCAAUGAUGCGGAGGUGCAGAAAAUGAUCAAGUUCUUGCCGUACAAGAUCGUGGAGAAGUCCGGCAAGCCCAUGAUCAGCGUCAACGACAAGCUCUGGACACCUGAGGACGUGUCCUCCUUGCUCCUCGCAGAUAUGAGGGCGGCGGCUGGGAGCCAGCUGAACCAGGAGGUGAAAAAGGCCGUGAUCACCGUGCCUGGCUACAGCAAUGAUGCUCAACGCCGGUCCAUGAUGGCUGCCGCCAAGAAGGCGGGCUUCACCGACGUCGAGCUAAUCAACAAGGGCACGGCGGACGCCCUCGACUACGCUUUCAGAUUUGCACGAGAUGAGAUGAAGAUAAUCUUGGUUUAUGACCUUGGUGGAGGCUUCUUCGAUGCUACCCUGGCCGAGUGGAGUGGAGACGGCUUCCUUGAGGUUUUGGGCACAGCCGGAGACACCACUCUGGGGGGAGAGGACUUCACUGAUUUGACUACCCAGGAUCUGCUGGCGAAGUUCAAACACAAACAUGGCAAGGACAUGGACCCGGGCUCCGCCCAGACAUUGCGCAUCAAGGUUGCGGAGGCCAUCCAGGCAUUGAGCUCCAGCAAGGAGGUGCAAAUCCAGAUGGACGUGGACGGUGCGGACUUCAAGGAGACCCUCACGCGUGAGAAGUUUGAGGCGCUCAACAUUGCGAGUUUCCAAAACACCUUAGAGUCCAUCGACAAGGUCCUAGAGCAUUCCGGUAGGCCCAGGAGUGACGUGGAUGAGAUCGUGUUGGCGGGCAGCUCCAGUCACAUCCCCAAGGUGGAGCAGCUUGUGAAAGACUACUUCCACAAGGAGCCGAAGAUGGCGUCUCCCUUUGCGGCGCGAGCCGCAGGGGCAGCGAUCAUGGGCACCCUCAAGGGCAACAGUGACAUGCUGGUCCUUGAUGUGAUGCCCCUGACGGUGGGCGUCCAGGAAGUGGGAGGGACUAUGAUGAGAUUGAUUGAGCGCAGCUCAACGAUCCCGAUAAAGAAAAGUGAAACUUGGACGACCUCCAGCGACAACCAGCCGAAAGUGACCAUCAAGGUUUACGAAGGGGAGCGGGCGCUGGCCAAAGACAACCACUGCCUGGCUGAGUUCGACGUGACGGGCAUCCCACCACAACCGCGCGGCAAGCCGCAGAUCGAGGUCGAAUUCGCGAUGGACAAGAAUGCCAUCCUGACGGCUUCAGCAAAAGACAAGGUCACGAAGAAGAAGUUCGACAUUGUCAGGAGGGGUUGCAUGAAAUGA